Molecule: messenger RNA, 1877 nt
Organism: Drosophila ficusphila
Lineage: Eukaryota; Metazoa; Arthropoda; Insecta; Diptera; Drosophilidae
Gene: Map60
Exons: 2
Coding region: 194-1528 (444 amino acids)
Source: RefSeq, a predicted model, not a curated record
CGACGCCAAAUACAGAAGAAGAAGAAGAGGAGAGGGAAGCAGAGAAACGCGAAAAAGCGGAGUGCAAAAACCAAGCGAAAAGGGCUCUGCAGCAAACUAGCUAAUAUUGUUUUUUGUGACUUGCGUUGUAAACAAAACAGCCUCCAAAAUUAACAAGAACGCGCAACCAGCGGGCCGCAAGUCGCUGACCAAAAUGACGAUCCAACUGGACAAGAUUCUGCAGGACAUCGCCAAGGAGAAGGCUUUGCAUCCAAACAAUGGCGGCGCAAGCAAGCAAGAGCAAGAGGAAGCGUGGGCCAGGAUUGGGCGCCUUAACAAGCUCUCAGUACACGAGUCACGCUCCAUUUUCAUCGUUCUGCAGAAGAAGUACGAGCAGGAAAAGCUCAAGGGAAACUCUGCGUGGAAACUCUUCGGUUUGAUGCACCAGAUUCAUCAGGAGUCCAGGCCCUCUAUCAAAGAGGAAGACGAUCAAGGGCCCCUGGACGAGGUGGAGGAAUACGAGAUGCUAGAGGUGCAGGAGCCGGAGGAAGACGACGACGUUCACCAUGACGGGCAGCCGGCCAACUCCACCGGUUCGGCGUCCUCCGACGGUGAGAGUCCGACAAAGUCGCACAGCACGGGGUCGCCAGAAAAGGACGAGCGGGUGUACUCCAGGCCCAACGUGGACACACCCCGUCCUGCCUUUGAGGAGAAGAAGCUGCUCAACACACUGGCCAACAACACACCGCGCUCCACGACGAGCAACUCGUUGUCCGCCGCCGCAGCUGUACUCCAGAAGAAGGGCAUCACCGUGAAGAAGGCGCCCGGUUCGUCAGCAGGGACUGCGCCGAAGUCCACAUCUGGUCAGCAGCCACCAGCCAGUGGCCUGAGAUCCGCUUCGUCGCGCACCACUAUCCAGCUGCCAGAGUCCCUGAAGCGCAAACUCUCCGAAGAGUACACUGCCUCUCCGGGGCACAAAAAGCUGUUGAAGACCACGAGCCCAAAACAGACCGCUGCAGCUGCGGCCACCACUCCAGCAAGCUCUAACAUACCAGAGGUCCAGCCAUCCGCCGGAGUGGUGCACACAACCACUGCUCAGCUGAUGCAGGUGAAGAAGGAGAGGGAGGACAACCAGACACCGCCGCCGGGCAUCAAUAUCAUCACCAUUCCGCCGACCCAGCAGAUCAACGGUGGCAUCGGGGGAGGGCCCACUUCGUCGACGGCCGCCACCAUUGCUUCCACGUCAGUGGCUUCCACGAAUGGCUUCUCGCCGCACAUCGAGGAGCUGGACUUUAAGAACGACAUCAUCUUCGACUCGAAAAUUAACGCCGCAUCCUCGAACACGCCCGAGAUUAUAAACUUGGGCAACUUCGACAACUCGCUGCCGCCGACCUUCUUCAAGAAUCUUUGCAACUCGUCGCGACACGAGUCACUCGGCCUGUACGUGGCCAAUGUGAUGAACCGACUCUCUUCGCGCGCCUCCGCCAAGCUGGAGCUGGCCAUCUUACGCGCCAUCCUCGAUGUGCAGUGCGACGAACUGGAGAAGUAGCCCGACUGAUACUCGCAAUUUGAAUGAUUACUCAGCUAAAAUAGUAGACGAACUCGAAAGUAGAUUUGGAGCCUGCCUAAGUCCCUUCUUGUAUUAAUUGUAUUAUUGUCUAACCCUCUGCGUUGCGUCGCUGCACUUCGUUUUUGCCCACUGUUCCCCUCGACAUGGAUCGUCGUAACUUUUCUGGACUUUUUUAAACUGGCACUGUGCACGCCAAAACGUGGGGUUUUAAAUGAAUUUUAGGGUUGAGAUUUAACCGCGAUCAUGCCGGAUUCGUGUGUCCCUAGCUUAAGUUCAAAUUUGUCGAAUGUAUGUUCAUAUGCAAAUAAAUCUACAUAACUUACUUGAA